AUGACAGCAGUCGCAAAAUGUCGAGCGCCUCAACAGGUGGUUCGUCAGGGUUUCCUUUGGUGCAUGGCAGCAAUUUAUUUAUUUGCUUUCACCUCGCUAUACGUACAAAUACCAGGUACGUGGACCCUUCCAAUGUUUUUGAUAUGAUGACUUAUAACUGUUUUGUACCCACUGAUGAGAGGGUACAGUGUAUGUAGAUGUAGCAUGCUAGUGACGGUCCGCGAGUUUGUAACUGAGCGAUCGCUAAUCAAACGAUAACAACAGCAGCGAUUAAAUAUAACGUUCAGAUGUUUUUACCUAAAAUAAAAAAUCUAUAAAAUUUAAAACUUCACUUGACCAGUUUCAGUUAAGAACAUUCGAGUAAAAAUUACUGUUCCAAGUCAUUCAGGAUCUUUUACUGGAUUUUGACAUUAAAUGUUUACAGUGUAGCUACUACAGAUGUUUACCUUAUUGUUACAGGUCUUUAUGGUCAUGAUGGAAUUCUUCCUGCUAGUUACAUAUUGCAUGACUGUAAGUUCACCUUGCGUUGUUUAUGUGAGCAUAAUUCUGACCAACACACUUUUUCAUACCUUACUUUCUUGUGCAGUGCCUUCUAUUGUUUCUUUCAAGACUAACCUGACUUUUCAAGCAGAUCAGAUAUUCCAUUGAGACAGGAAUGGAAAUUGAUAAAUAUCGGAUCUCUUUUUAACAACAUUUGUCACUGGGUGUAAUGGACAAUGCUUAUUAAGGUGACAGAUGAUGAUAUUGAUGAUGAUGAUGAUGAUGAUGAUGAUGAUGAUGAUGGUGAUGAUGAUGAUUAUCAUAUGAUGGGGAAAAGAGAUGGAAUUUGUGAAGCAUAUGAUGCAAUUUCCAUUGCAUAGUAAUGUUAUAGGAAACAAGAUGUGAUUACGCUGUAAUAACUUACUUUUGAGUGACUGUUUGUUUGACUAUGUGCAAUGUACCACCGGUGUAUAUAUACUCUAUUGUACUCCAUUCAACAAAUUAUCAAUACCUUUCUGGUAAUGUAAAUUGCUAUACUUUACAUCACCUGUACCUACAGUGUACCUGUUUAAUAUUGCAGUGUCAAUAUGUACAGAUAAGAGUUCCUCUUGUGGUCAGUGGGCAGCAGCUGGAGAAUGCAAGAAAAACUAUGGAUGGAUGAUUGAGAACUGCAUGAAGUCUUGCAACAGUUGCCACAGUAAGACUUAUAUAACAUGAGCAUGGAGCUAUAAUACACAGCUGAAAUUACAGCCUCAUGCUAUGAUGGAUUUGAUAGCAUUGUUGUAUUGGCAGGAUAAGAAUUCUGUAUCUAGUUAUCCAUAAAAUUCAAAGCAGCUUUUAAUUAUUAGCCUGAUACCAGGCACAAUUUUUUUUUUACUUUCUCUGUUACAUGGUCACCAGGAUUUUAUCUAGGUUGUGGUUCAAUUUUAUCCUUGGUUUAAAUUUUAUUUUCCUUUGUUUAUGAGAAUGGUAAUGUAUGAUGAGUUUAAAACAAAGGGAAAUAAAAUUUAAAAAUGUAAACCCAGUAUAAAACUGAACCACAACAUUCACAUGUACUAAGUGAAUUGAAAAUAGAGCCUGAUCUCAAGUUAUAGCUUUAUUCCUCAUCUCUCACAAAAAAGAAACAAUACUACAACGUAGAAUAGGUGCCUUACAUCACUAUGGUAACCUUUGUUUCAAAGCCAUCAGUCAAUAAAUUCAGAAUGAAGGAUGGCUAAGUGGUUUAGAGGACAAGAUUUCCACUUUGAUUCGUCUAGUAACCUCAUGUUCAACUACUUCCUCAUAGGCUAGCCUCUAUCCUUUGAUACAUUAACCCUUAAAUUAAAUGAAAAUUUAAAAUAUUGAACCCAGUGUAAUCUCUAUAUUUCAUACUUGAUAAUAAUAAGCCAUUUGCAUGAUGGUAUCAUUUUACUACUAUGACCAGAAUCCUUCAGGGUUUUGCUUUCUCGUGGAAAUUAGGGCUUUUGUCAUUUAAUCCUCACUGGGAUUACCAAAUUUAAAAUAGCAUGGAAGGAAAAACGAAAAGGAGUCUGGUCAUAGAAGUAAAAUGACAUCAUCGUGCAGAUGGCCUAUUGUCAACUUACAAAAUGACAUCAAAAAAAAAACAACAACAACAAUAAAAAGGCAGACACGGCUGAAACCUUUUAACACUCUACUGUUGCCACCAUGUACAGCCAGGUACAGGCACUAAUAUGUUCACAUUUAAUUGACCUUUACCAUUUUGCUCCAUCCAGUCUGCAGUCCUAUUUGCACAAUUAGAGAUACAGUAAUACCAACAAAAUCUGUUGACUCUUAUUAUGCUCUUUUAGUUCUGGACACAUCUUUUACUUCACUAUUCCAGAAGACACCCACCCUUUUAUGGGUGACACCAUAUCUAGGACUAGACACACCCACUGGAAUGGAAUUCCUCUGCAUACUGGGUAUUGUACUGUCUCUUGUUUACCUUGUGUCACAGAGGUGUAGAGACUGCUUGGGUUUUCUGGCGCUGUGGUUUCUUUACUACUCUAUGUUGCCGGUGAGUUCAGCUAGAGUGAUAUUGAAAUAAUGAGAAAUCUAAAAACUUCAUAACCACUGUUGGAAUAAAAUUCUACAUUUGACAGAUGUUUUUUCAAAGGCCCAUUAGUUUCCAAUAAGGUUGCCCAGUCUUUCCUCAUUUCAACUUUGUGUCAUUAAUCUUAAUUUGUGAUUAUACUUACAGUGCAAGUAGAUCUGCCUAUAGUUUUUAAACAUGUGACAAUAAUUAUUGUUUAUCAGUUUCCCUAUGAAAGCUGACAUAAUAAGGCACGUUUGAAGAAUCAGCUACAGUUUAAUUCAUACGGGAACUUUCAAUAAGUAUUUGAAAUUAUACGAAACAUAACAGUAGUUACAAGUAAGCUGUUUUGUAAUUUUAUAUAAAUCACUGGUGAGCAAGAUUUUGGAGUUAUUUAGUGCAUCCUCUGUAGAACUUUUAAAGAUGUUAUUUUCAUAUAAUUCACUUCUAUAUUUUUGUCAGGUUGGCCAGAUUUUCAUACGCUAUCAGUGGUAAGUUGAAGCGAAUUUACAUGAUGGUCAUGUUGGAAUUCAUUUAUAGUAUAGUACUGAUGGUACGGAAGGUGCGUAAGAAAUAUAAGACGCGAUGCACACAAGGGAGUACGACACGCAUGAGGAGAGAAGGAUAGUCUUCCUGCAAGGCCUUUAAGUUUUUUUCCGCUCCCUAGAGUGGAAAAUUUCCGUUGGCUUAAUUCCAGCCUUCCGAGGAAAAAAAUCUUGUCGCUUUAGAAGAUUAACCUGACGUACAUUCUUCUCUCUCGCGGUUAGUGUCCUUGCUCUUUAAAUUUACGCCGUUUUUUUUUCACGUACCUGCCAUGCAGGUAUGCAGGUAGCUUGCGAAGAAGGACCUUGAAAGUACCGGUAAUGGGCACAGGAAAGAAGCCUGCAAGUUAUAACCUGUGUAUUAGGUGCUUGGAAGUAAUUAUGCGAUAAAAGACGGGGCGCGCAACGGAGAAACGCCCACGUCCUUCGCGUGCCCCGUUUUUUAUCGCAUGUUACUCCCAAGCGCCUGCUACACAGGUUAUACCUUGCAGGCUAAUUGUUUGCCAGAUUAAUCAUCUUCAAGUUGUUAUUUCAUUUUUUGUGUUACAUCAGGGAUGCACUAUUAUGGGAAAGUGGUUUUCUAGCAUUCCUGAUUGCUCCGUGGAAUAUUUCUUUCACUCCCUGGAAAUUAGGAAAAUGCUUCUUCCUGAAGAUAAGGCGUGUCAGGUACAUAAUAGGAAAUAAAUAAAUAAAUAACGAUAAAAAAAACAAACAAACAAACACUGACCACUACGUCACUACUACACUGUAACAGACUGAGCGCAAGGCAAAGGACUCUUCCACGAAAAUUCCAAGUGAUUUUGAUUUGUUUAAUGCUAAUAUUUGUUUUUAUUUUUAUUUUCGCAGAAAUAUUUCUAGACACCAUGACAGUAUAAUGUUAUGGCUUGUGAAGUGGCUGUUGUUCCGACUCAUGUUUGCCUCCGGUGUUGUCAAAUUAACCUACAUGGAUAAAACUUGGUGGAAUCUUACUGCUCUUAACUGGCAUUAUGAAUCACAGGUGAGAUGGAAAAGAAAGUUGCGGAACUACUAUUGAUGUGUACAGUACAAGGCCAGUCGAGUGCCUGCGUAGCUGGUGGUUUUGUCUGGCGGGCGCGCAAAUAAGCGGCGAAGCUGCGAAAGCGCGCGAACAAGCAGUGGUUUUUUCCAGCCUUGUCCUUAGGCGUUCUCUCUUGAUCCUUUGUCCGCGCGAAGUGUGGGAGAGAGCGGGCGAGAGAACCCGUUAUCGGCUUAAGUUCUCGGCGAGUAUCUCUCGGUGACGUCACAGCUCAUGGUAGAGUCCAGGAAUGACCGAUCCAAAAACGCCCGGGGACUAGGCUGGGGUUUUUCAUUUUCGUUUCUACGAGUGGUUUCCAUUCAACCGAAACGUCCGGUUCGAAUUUUCGGCAACUUUCAGGCGCGAAUGUCGGCGCGAAUGCAACAGCAUUUUUUAAAAUUUCCAAAAACAGGGAAGCCUUGCGAGGUAUGCCCAAAAUUUCGAAAAAAUUUUCCCGCAAGUUUUCUCUCCAUUCAACUUUGCUUCCAGAAAAUCUAGAAUUUUCGGUUGAAUGGUUCGCAUUUCUGAAAUUGAACAAUUUCCAGAAUUUCUGGAAACUUUUCCGGGAAAUUUCUGUACCAUUUGCCGCCGUUUCCACGUCGCCUUGUCGCCUUGUCGCCUUGUAGGUAUCACAACAACGUCAAGUGAUCAAAAAGAAGGUUCCCUUUUCUGUCACAGAGAGUUCAUGAUCUUUUUUCUAUCUGAAUGCGUAAAAAAAGUCAACGCAUGAAAGAAUUAGCCACGUAUGGUAAAGCUAACAAUGAAGAAGAAUUGCAAAUUAAUAUAAAAGAGCAAUUCUUCUUUCCGAUUCAGUUGAAUUAAGAUACAUUUCAGAAACAAAAGCAGACUGCAGGCAUGAAUCUCUUUUAUUGUUGAACCUCUUUGCGGUCAUUAUAGAAGUAUGAUGAAGAAAAUUGCAGCCCAAUAUAGAAGGUGUCUGAUUGUGGACCAGCCAUGUCCUCCCGUCGCGUAUUUGUUUCAAAAUAAAUGUUUCUGUUGAAUAUUAUGCUUAUUUAUUAGGAACCUCUAUUGAGCGGCCAACCACCAUUAAGAGGCGACUUGUCGGUUCAGCUUUAUUUGUUAUUUGUUAUCAUUGCUGUUUCAGUGUAUCCCUACACCUGUGGCCUGGUAUUUUCAGAAGCUUCCCUCUUCCUUUCACCGACUCAGCGUUGUUUUCACGUAAGUAGGAAAACGAAAUGGUAAAUAGAAAGUUACUGUUGCCACUGUGCUUAGUGUUAAACGUGCGGUAUAUGAAGAUCAUGCACUACGAAAAACAUUUCCUGCCGGUUAUUUAAGCGAAGUGUGACUAGAUGUACGUUGAGCGAGACCUCGUUCGAAACCAAUUUUUGGGAACUUAUGCAGCGACGCGACGAUUAUGAAACGUAAAAAGACAAAAGUUGUUACAAGUAAAACGACAAAUCCCAUAAUUGCGCUUCUAGCACACUUUUUGUUACAAAUUUUGUUGUAGUCGCUGCACGACUAUUAGUAUGUGUAAUCAAAUGUUGACCAGUGAAAUUAGGGAGUAAUUUCACGCGCGUUUUGUCCAAAUCCUAAUAAUUUCCCUCGCCUAAACGCGCGUGAAAUUACUCCCUAAUUUCACUCGUCAACAUUUGAUUACACAUACUAAUUUCCCAAUUAAUGACGUUGGUGGACGUGAAAACACCUCAAAGAAUUUUUUUCCUCAAUCUUGGGUGCAGUCCCUAAGUGUUUACCUCUGGCAAAAUUCGCCUUCAAACAAACGCCUUCGCCGUUGUGAAAGCUCAGUCCUACCCAUGGUAGGGACCAUUUGGAUUUUAUCGCCCCUGUUAACUAUACAUUUUGAUAUAGGAUUAGCUGACAAUGAUCUUGAUGGGAAUAAACAUGCAAAGCCACCAGCAGUGUUGGAAGAAUAAGGGAAGUAAAAUAAGUGGUCUAUUAGUAAAAUGCGUUCUGAUUGGUUAGUCUAUUAACAAUGCUAGCGUUCCGGCUUUUUGGUUGAGCUACUAACUAGGUUUUUAUUCUCGAUAUGUUUUUUACUAAAAAUUAUUCCUCACUAGUGGCCUCUGAGUCAAAGCCCAUUCAGCCUUCGGCCUCAUUUUGGCCGCGCUCGAGGAAAAAGGAUUAAAAAAGUAACUAUCGGCUUUAACUUCAGCUAAUUUAAUGAUUUUUAUUCUCGAUAGGGUUUCACCAACUGACUGGUCAUGCGCGUUUUUAACCGAAAAAACAACGUAACAGUUUUAACUAACCGUUAAUAAACGGUCUUCAUGCCCUGAUUUCACGUUUCUUCGUCAGAAAAUUAUAACGUCCAACACUGAACUCUGCUGCAAGGAAACGAACACUAUAACUACGACACUUUCUUGAAGACGUAGUCUCCUUACAAAAUUCUCAGUUCUCUUUUGACAAUAGGAUUUCUUUUAGGCUUGCAAAUUUUCUCGAUGUUUGGUAAAAAAAAAAAAUCUAAUUUUGGUAGUGACGUUUGUAGUCCUCUUUGGCUCCAUUUUUGUGAGUAUUUUAUGGACACCUGGCCAGUUUGGACAGUCUUUAUUAUUCUCGUAGCAGAGUUCACUCCUCGGGAUAUAAGUAACUUACAACGAUUAAAGAAGACGUUUUGUUGCCUUUCGUUCUUUCGUUCUGCAGAUAUGUCAUAGAGAUCGGAAUCCCUUUCCUGGCGUUUUCUCCCGUAAGGAUUCUCCGUGUAUUUGCCUACUGUAGCGAGGUAAGAAAAGCUAAAAAUCAAAUUUUUCUGCAUCAUCUCUUAUCUUUCCCCUUUCCGUGAUUUUUGGAUGUUAAAAGUUAGUUAGAUGUGAUCUUCCAGGUGAGUGAAGUUAAAGGGAUACCAGUGAUAGUCACAGAAGAAUAAAAACAAACAAACAAUCGAGCUCUAUUUAAGCACCCUAUGUUAUUAUUCAUGUCCUCCAGAGAGUCGUGCUUCACUAUCUACUAUAUAAGAAAUCUUUUAUGCGUAAAGAAUUGACAACUCAAUUAUUAAACUUAAAGAUCGAAUUUAAAAAUCAAACUGUGUGGAGGCUAUCGUCACUGUAUUUUGUAGCUAAGGGCCUUUCUUUCACUGUUUAACCCCCUUUGGUUUUUUUGCCUUUUUCCCCAAUACGCAUGCGGAGCCUGUUCCCAGCUCUCUGAUUUGUGAUCUCGCCUCUCUAUUAGUCUAUUUUAAGUUAAAUCCCUUGAGAGAAAAAGCUUUUAUUCCAGUGUCGUUUUUUAUCCAUAUUGAGUUAGUUUGCAACGUUGCUUACAACAGAGUUUCUUGUCAACGUAAUCUUACAAAUUUAAUUGCACACUUCCAAUAGUUGUAAGUAUUGAAAUUGUUGCAGAUAUUUCUUCAGCUGUUAAUUCUUCUCACUGGUAACUACAAUUUCUUCAAUCUACUGACCAUCGUUUUGUGCGUGUCAUUACUGGACGACAAGUGUAUCCUGUCCCGCAUACAAUGCUUUCUCUGUAAAAGAUGCGUUUGUUCUUGCUGCAUAAAAAGAUGUCAGCGUAAGUGGUCUAUUUGAUAAUCUUCCUCAUAGGUUCAUGUUACCCGUAAUGUCGUGUCGAGCGUGAAAGUUAACCCCUGCCUCUUCUUUUCCACUCAAAGGCCCGCAGGGUACUUAGGUUAUCAAGCACACAACGAUAAAAUGGGCUAGUUAAAGCAAAUACCGUGCUCUAGCAGGGGUAUGAUUUUUUCCAAAAAAAUGGUAUCUCGCUAAACUUUCGCAGGGUAGCCAGGUAGUCAUUUCGGAGUUUUCCUGUAUAUUAGCGCCGGCAUCAAAAACGGUUCAACACGAGCCUUACUGUACGCUUCGGUUUUGUAAUUGGUUGAAAAAUUCGCGCCAUUUUCUCAACUUAUCAAAAGCAAAUCCAAAUUGAUCACAUAUUUUCUCACGCUCGAAGCCCGCAACACGUAUUUGUUUCGAAUACGACUGGUUUUAAAAUGUGAUUGUCACCUCUUGUUGAAAUACAAUCUCGUCCCCAGGGUUCCCCGGGAACGAGGCUGGAGAGGCGGUGAUGUCGCAAAAAUAAAUUUGUGAAACUAUGGAAAAACGAGGAAAAAAAUGUUCCCAAUACUAAAAAUCAGCCUGAUUAUUUGUACGGAGUCAUCAGAACAAGCCGGUGCUUAUAUCUCCUCACCAAUUUACACUAUAGGCUGAAUGUUUUGGCAAGUGGGCUUUUUUUCUUUUAUUCUUACUUAAUAUGCUAACCAAUCCCAUAAUUUUAGGUCUAAGGAGGCUCAUUAAACAGACUAGCCGGCUUUUGUAAAUACCUGCGCCUUAAAAAUAACUCGGUUUGUUUUAAACGUGAAUUUUCUGCUCUUUUUGGCCGUUGAAAUUUUUCACUAGCAGCCAUCACUUGGACUACAUUCUUGUCAUUACGACCCUUCAACCCUCGCUAAAAAUAUUAAAAGGCUGACAAUUUGCAGGCCUCUUAGUUUGAUCGAAAGAUCAAAAGAGCUACGGCUCGUAGCAGCUGCCUAUGGCUAAAAAACUAAGAAUAGUAUUAUGUAUUAUGAAUUACGGGUAGGUAUUGAGGAAGAGAGAACUGACAAACAGAUACAAAAAGCAUCCUGCCCACCAGAGAGCGAAAGGCAAGGUAAGAAUUUUUGUUACAAAAAAGGCUGCCAGCUCAAAAGCAAGAAGUUUUGUACUAACUGAGCACACCGUUUUUGCAUCUCCCAAUGAAGACGCGAUUUACGUCAUCAUCCGAGCCACGCGAAGGUCUAGCUUUUUGCAGGGCAGAGGCAGUACCUUCAUUCCUAAGUUAUUUUAAGACCCUGAGUAUUGGCCAGGUUCCGAGCCUCGAACCAGUGACCUCAGGUAUUAUAGUCAAGCGAUCGCUACCUACUGUGUAAACCCUAACCUCGUUUUCAGUUCACGGAACGGAACAGUUGAUCAUUGCUUGCUAACAUUCUGAUCAUUUAGCAAAAGAGCCUCAUAAUCAUAAUCGUAUUAUGUUCGCUGACAAGAAUCAGCGAUAUACUAAACUUUCUUUCUGUUCAUUUUGGCAGAGGACGUUUCAACAACGUCGCAGUUGAUGGAACACGUGCUGAACUGGAUGAGCACGCAUAUUGAAAAUUCCAAAUUCGCACAAGCCAAAGAAUUUCUACACAACCGAACUGUCUACAGGAUCAAGCUGGCAGGCAUCCUGUUAUCAACCCUUACCGUGCUGAUAACUAUGAUUGUCUGCACCGUCAAGUGGUUUAAUAUCAAGUUGACCAAAGAGGGAACAAUUCAUUGUGAAACAGGUAUUAACUGUCUACAAAGUAACAGGAGACUACAGCUUUCUUUUAUAUUCUUGAGCGAGCAGGAGAAAAGGAGGCUGUGCCUGAAUCGAGUCAGGCCUUUGAAGUCGCCACAGCCCAAACUUCUAGACUAGUCAAUCUUAUUUUCUCUCUCGUCAAACGAGUUUCCCUGAGCAAGCAUCCAUUUACUGAUGACCACGGGUAGUUAUAACUCAAUGCGCUGCACCAAGCGCAUGGCUGUUAGGCCCGGGUUGGAAACUAUUUCCCAGCAACAAGCAGCACAUGCAUAACGAUCUUACUUGACGCAUGGAUGCAGAGUCUUUCUUGAGUACGCCAAAUCGAGCAAGUGAAAGAAAGGUUCUGUUAGUAGAAUUUAACAAAGGUACUGAGGCGAAACUGGAGUCAAAAGGCCUUCGCCUGAAAAAUUGCCCCUCUUGUUGAAGGAGUUUAAAAAGUCGUGUAAGAGCGGAAGUUUUGUCCUUGGAGAGGCCUUAUGCUCCACUUUACAAAAUUAAUGUGGUGCUUUUGUGCAGAAGAUACCAUUACGAGGUGUUAUCUAAUGAACUCCUCAAAAGAGUUGCCUGGUUUUUGAAGGUUAAAUAUUAUUUUGUGUUUGUUUGUGGUAAGCGACCAACUGAAUGAAUAGUUGUCUUAGAAGAGGUAUCUGCGUGCCAAACUAUCUUCUAAUGAAAGGUAAAAAACGAUGAGAUUUAACACACUCCUCUCUUGUUUACCCAAGUGUGUUCAUCGUUCUUGCUGCUACUCAAACCCAUUGAAUAUUCAUGAUCCCUCGUGAUGACGUGAUUAGCAUUAUAUUAUAUAAAACCACGUUAGUUAAUACAAGCUGGAGAGAAGGUCGCCCCUCCCACCCAGCCCCUCCUGUUCUGCUGACUUAUAAGCACCCCACGCUACUCCUCCAUCGUUUUCUCGACAGGGAGGGGCUACCCAUACCUUAAUGCUAACAAAGCAACUGGAGGGAUAUUGAACUGUUUUCGCUACAGGACAACCUUCAGACGACACGUCUCUCAUCUGCUGUUUAUCAUGCCUUUUUUUUCCACAGCAUUUUCUCCUGAACAACUGCUAAACGCAGUUCAACUUGCCACUCAGUUUGCAAUAUGGAUGGGUUUUCUGUCUCUUAUGGUUGAAAUACUUGGUGCAUUAACCAGGUAAAUCCCAUCUCAUUUUGGUGCGGAGUUUCCGAAGCCCGUCACACUUAUUAGUGCGGCUGAUUCCUGAAUGGAGGUAGCCUGCGAGCAAGCUUAUAAAUUAUGCAUCAAUUAUGGCGAGCCAAACGAGCCGCGAGAGAACGCGGAAGCGAGCGGCGAAGCCGCAAGGGGCGGCACAAGCGUAAAUUCUCACAUUCCCCCAAAUGCAUGGAGAGCUUGCCCGCAGCCUAGAAUGGAGGGACGCCUAAACGGGGAAUAAUCCUGAAACGCUGAGGUUGACAAACAUUGAUGCGAUCAUCACCUGAAAUUUAAGCCACAAAGUCUGAAAAGUGGAAGAAAAUUUAAUCGCUAUAACUGCUUUCGUUUUCUGGUUGUCGGCGCGAUUCAUAUCAGUAAACAAAAAGUGUGACCAUUUAAUAACAUAACAACAUUACAUAACUUUAAUAUUUAUAUAGCGCAAAAUACAUGGGUAUAUGAUCUAAUGCGCUUUACAUUACAAUGCAAAGAACAAUGUUUCAGGUUUUCCUUCGUGUUUUGUUUUAAACUUUUGUAAAAAGUUUUUCCCUCUCUUUUCUAUUUUCGCUUGUUAUUAAGUGAUUGCUGUUUUGUAGGUGUUUGUUGGAGCAAUGUUGUACACGAUCAAAGUUGUGCCAGCUGUCUCAAGGGCUGGGUUUCUCCAUCGUCGCUUUGUUGAUGUUUGCUGUUAGUUUGGUAAGUAAGGGUAUAACAACUAAAUACCUGCUUAGCUUCAUGUUUCGUCAUAUUCUUGCUAUAUCAGAGAUUAUUUUGGGCUAUGCUGCAUUGUUUCUGAUCAAAACUGAUUACGAGAAAUAAAGAGUCGUUUAAAACGUGGAUUUUGGACGCAAAAGUGGACAACAAUCGAUAGACAAUUUGACCAAUGAGAGUAGAUAUGUAACUAAAUGCUUAGCUUUUGCAGAUACCUCAAGCUUUCUACUUCGUACAUUUAAAAAGACCUUGCAGUUCAACUUUCCCUCUAUGUUUAUCCAGAAAAAGACUGAUUCGUACAGUGUGGUAAUAAAUGGUAAAACUUCCUUCUUUGUUUAUUGACUGCGUGAAAAAUCCUUUGUUUUUAAAACCUCAACUACAGUGACCACAUUCAACAGUUUCAUGAGUUAAUAACAUUAUAUUGAGAUUUGAUGUAUUUAAGGCGCUUACUGUGAAACAUUUUCUUAUUGCAAAUGCAGUACUCCUUUACAGCGGUCGACCGUGUUGUUCAGCGGAGCCUUCCUAAGCUGUUUGUUAAUCUGUAUGGCGAUACUGCCUACUUAGAGCUCACGAAUGCAUACGGACUGUUCAGAAGGUGUGUACUUAGAUUACAUUUAAGCCUACUAGGUAUCCAGCGGUCCCAUCCUGCCUGUGUAGCAGACGCAAAAAAGGGAAUGGAAAGGGGAAUAAAAGAGCGAAAUGUGAAAGGAAAGGAAGUCCCUUUCCUUCUCGUCUCAUUCCACUCUCCCUUUUUCCCUUACCCCCACUCCUCCUCCAAGCAGACAAGUCCCAACAAGCUUAUUCGGAGGCUCUCUUUAUCUACCUUAGAGGUAAGACUGACGCAAGAAAUCAAGAGAAUUCAGAGAACUGCUGUCCUACCCAUCGUUUAGAUCCAUAAACAGCAGCAGGAGGGACACUCAAAAAGGUCACAGUGUCUUAGUUAAUUGAACGACCAACGAGUUAAUCUCUUUUUAUGAUUUAACUAUGUUUCAACGAUGUUUCAGCAAUGAGGGCAAACGAUUCCCAACAGUGAAUAGGCACUAAAUUCUAGGCAUGCGCAGUUGCAAAUUUAUUGGUAAAUAUGUGUGAUUACUGUUUUAGUAUGACUGGUGUUGGUGGGCGACCGGAAAUUAUAAUCAUAGGAAGCAAUUCAAUGGAGGGACCCUGGGAGGUAAGAUACAGGCCAGGGGACAUUAUUGCAUUUGGCGAAGUACAUAGCCUGAUAAAACAGCCAGCAUUUCGCAACGCCACCACUGUUUCUCCUAACCCUAAGGUCUGAGCAAAGAGGGCAAAAACUCCAUACUGAUGACGCGCCACAACCCAGAUCUGAGUAGUGUUUCUAACCAAUCAGAAGAACUACCUAAAUCUGGGAAACGACGCGUCAUCAGUAUGGAAUUUCUGCGCUCGUUUCUCAGACGUUAUUUCACGUGGAAACCAGUGGUGGUGUCGUGAAAUGUCGGCUGUUUUAUCAGGCUACGUAAUACAUCACACUAUAAAAUCACCGCCGUACAGUACUGAGUCAGAUAGGAAGAGAAACGUCCUGAAUGAAAAAACGCGUUGAGUUACCACAAAGUUAAAGGGGUUAUGUCACGUUACUUGCAAUCUUUUUUAAAAACCUGUCUCGCAUCAGUUUAAUUUGCAAAAUAAUGUUAUAAUUUUGUUAUUUAAGACUUGCCAUUGAAACUGUUUCCUGUCGUCUUCUGCAAAGGAUGGCAAGGACGGAAAUGGAUUGCAACGUGAAAAUGCCUGCAAAACUAACCGGAAAAUUAUUGCAGUUACUGCCCCCUCGCCCCCUUAUGAAAUUUGUUUGGUAUCUACUUUAUAACUCUACACGGGCAUUUUGUGUAUGGGUUAAGUUACUAGGUAAUGACUUGAGUACAAAAUUAUCCUAAAACGGUAAUAUCGUGACAUACAUAGUUCCUUUAAGACAGAAAGUGACAAGAGAAGAACUUUUCGGUCCAAGUUAAUAUAAGCAAUUUACCGUUCUAAGUCAUUUUAUUUUAUGUGGCAGGAAUACAACUUUCUUUAUAAGCCUGGGAAUAUUUAUCAGCCACCACCCUUUGUUGGUGAGUAUUACUACAAGACGUUUACUUUCAUAAGCAAGCUUUGCUGUCAUGUGGAUCAACGUAAACUAAAACAACCAUAAUCCAGAGCUUUUAGACAUCAACGAAGGUUAAUUGACCACUCCAGAAAAUACCAUAACAUACCAUAAUGCUCUUUGUUUGUCACCCCAAAAUUUUGUAUAAGCAUUGUUUUCAGUUUCUCUUGGGGCCAUUUUAACUCCCAAGAGAAACAGAAGACAAUGCUUAUGCAAAAUUUUGGAGUGACCAACAAAGACCAUUAUGUUAUGUUGUGGUAUUUUCAGGAGUGGUCAAUAGCAAGGCGGAGAAUGAAAAUGAAUGGAAUUAUGUUUUCUCACGCUUAGUGAUAAUGAAGGUUUCCAGUUUUUUCUAUGUUUGACGUUCUUUUUAUCUGUUUCCUAAAUUUCACGCUAGUGAUAUGGUUUUUCCGAGUCUAAAUAUCUUGACAUAAGUUACAAUGCUUUUUGCCCUUUUAUAAUUUCUCGUGCUUUGCACUGGCGCCAUGUCUUUAGUUAUCUAAGACUCUAAUUACAAUAUGACGUUUCCUGUGAUGAAUACUAGUUACCCAUUUCCUUCUGUGUGGUAACUAGUUCAUGUUCUUCGAUCCCUCGAUAUUUAUCGUACAACGUAUGCGUCGCAUCCAUCUGCUUCCUCCAAUCCUCGUAUUGACCUGCUCCUGGCGUGGUUACAUACUUUCACGCACUGGUCAACACUUUCUUGUGCCACUUACUGUUAGAUAUUUCCCGCGCUUCUGUUGGGUGUGUCAAUGGUUAAUUUAUGACGUUUGAGCCUCGUUUUGAGUAUUUCUGUGGAAUCCUGAUUGAGUAUUUCUAUGAAUCUAUAAUUACAAAGUUUGGUUUAUUUAUGUUCUAUUUCAGCGCCUCAUCAGCCUCGCUUGGACUGGCAAUUAUGGUUCGCUGCUUUGGAAUCCUACACUGAAAAUCCUUGGUUUCUAAGUUUCAUCCAUAAGUUGUUGUUAGGAAAACAAGAGGUAUUACAGCUCAUGGGUAAAGUUCCUUUCAACAGGUCCCUCCCUCCUCAGUUUAUCCGUGCUCAGCUGUAUAUGUAUCAUUACACACAAAAUACUUCCAGCAUAUGGCAAGUACUUCUACAUCCUAGGUAAGGUGCCGCAAUGCAAUUAUCUGGAAUAGUGCGCUCUAUUUACAUAAGUGACUAUCAGGCUAUAUUUUAUGGUUUGAUUGUUACAACAAUCGCAAGCGCGCUUUUUUUUUCUUUUCUUUAAGGUGGCCCGAACCUGUUUAUAUGCGUGUAGGGUAUGUUUUUGAUCCGCGUUUUUUAGAAUGAACGAGUCAACCGAUUUCUAUUAUUUUUCGCAUCCUUAAUAAAUAAUGAUGGAACUUUAAGAAAAUGUCAUUUAUUUUUUUGUAGGAUGAAACAUUUUUUAGAUAACGGCAUUUAUUUAAAACCUCAUUUAUGGAAACAGAUUCGAAAUUCCUUGGCAUAUUUUUCCCUAACUUCAGCAAAUAAGCCUCAGACCUCUCUAGUUUUAUAUCUGCAAGUUUGAAGGCAAUCGCUCCACAAAAUGUUGGUCAAAUUUAAUGUUAAACUGAUAGGCCAACACAUUUGUGAACGUAAACGCACAAAUGGCGGAAGAGAGCUGACAAACUACCUCUCAUCUGAAACGUUGUUCUUACCCAAAGCAUUGUUGGAAGAAAUUGAGUAAUCAGACAACUACGGCGAACACAGUAAGCGCUUCAAUACAACCAUUUUUCUGCUACGUGCGUGCUGAAAUUAAAUAUAUUCUAUUUAUCUAACUUACUCUGCAUUUGUCCGUUCAUGUUCGACAAAAAUGUUAAGAAAAAAAAUACAGCACCUGCAGAAACCUCUUGGCAGUUUGUUUUAGCUCCAAAGGCUCUAGUUCUAAGGCGAAAUAAACCCACUAGUUCAAGAACACCUAGCCGUCCAAUUUUCAACUGCAAUGAAAACCCUCGCUCACGAUAAUAUAUUCAAGAUCUCUGGCUUUCCUAUCACAUGCACACGGGCAGCAUGCCACUUGAGGAUAAUAAUUAUUAUUCACAUAUGGAAGGAAAUCGCCAAGGAAAUCUAUUUCCUAUCAAAUUGGUAAUUUGUGGCAUGAUUUGCCCUUGUUUUGUUAUAAACCUUUUCCCAUGAUUAUAUCAGCCAUUAUAUAACACAACCUUUUUUGCUAAUGAUAUAUGAAAUAAAUCAUAUAUGAACUGCGGAAAUGAAAUGAAAGUGAAGAAAUGAUCGUCGCAAUGAACCCAAUUUAUGCAAUUGCGUAAAGAAGCCUAAAAAAAAUUCAGGACUUCAACGGGGUUUGCACUCGUGACCUUGCGAUUACCGGUGCGAUGCUCUACCAACUGAGCUAUGAAGCCACUGACGUUGGGGGCAGAUCAAUAGACCUUUUUACCGAUACGGCGGCCAUUUUGAAUUAAUUCAGUUUAAGGAGUAUUAUAGGAUGCCCAGGGGGCAUGAGCACAUUUCCUUUGUAUUUUCGAGCGCUUUUCGGGACAUUUUUUCGUAAAGUUUUCUUAGAAUAAGGUUGUAAUGGGAAAAAAGAUCAUUUUGCCGUGUUUGGAUGUAAUAAUUAUUGCCGUUUUCUUGUUUAGUAUUAGAAAUAUGGUCUUUCACGGUAUCUUUCCCGGGAAAAAGGCGAUCAUUAUUACAUCCAAACACGGCACAAGGAUCUUUUUUUCCAUUAGAAUCUUAUUCUAAAAAAACUUAAAGAAAAAAUGUCCCAAAAAGCGCUCGAAAAUGCAAACGAAAUGUGCUCAUGCCCCAUGGGAAUCCUAUAAUGCUCCUUAAAUCAAAUUAAUUCAAUAUGGCCGCCGUAUCGGUAAACAGGUCUAUUGUGAACUAGAUUUCUGGACGGAUUUUAAUGAUUGUCGGCACAGGCUACAUUUUCGCGGUUUAAGCUAGCGUGCGAAAAGUAGCCUCUGCCGAAAAUCAUUAAAAUCUGUCCAGAACUCUAGACGAAUAGAUUAAAAUAUCGUGUUUUUCAAACCUAAGAGCGCGCUUAUCAUGGGCGUAACAAUCAAAACUAAGCGCACGCUUAUCACUGGCAUAACAAUCAAAACUAAGAGCGCGUUUAUCACUGGCGUAACAAUCAAACCUAAGAGCAGGCUAAUCUCUGGCAUAACAAUCAAACCUAAGCGCGUGCUUGUCACUAGCGUAACAAUCAAACCUAAAAGCGCGCUUAUCACUGGCGUAACAAUCAAACCUAAGAGCGGGCUAAUUCCUGGCAUAACAAUCAAACCUAAGAGCGUGCUGAUCACUGGCAUAACAAUCAAACCCAAGAGCGUGUCUUAUCACUCGCAUAACAAUCAAAACUAAGAGCGGUCUUUUCUCUGGCAUAACAAUCAAACCUAAAAACGCGCUUAUCACUGGCAUAACAAUCAAAGCUAUGAGCGCGCUUAUCACUGGCAUAACAAUCAAAGCUAAGAGCGCGCUUAUCACUGGCAUAACAAUCAAACCUAAGAGCGUGCUUAUCACUCGCAUAACAAUCAAACCUAAGAGCGUGCUUAUCACUGGCAUAACAAUCAAACCUAAGGGCGCGCUUAUCACUGGCAUAACAAUCAAACCUAAGAGCGUGCUUAUCACUGGCAUAACAAUCAAACCUAAGAUCGCGCUUAUCACUGGCAUAACAAUCAAACCUAAGAGCGCGCUUAUCACUGGCAUAACAAACAAACCUAAGAGCGUGCUUAUCACUGGCAUAACAAUCAAACCUAAGAGCAUGCUUAUCACUAGCGUAACAAUCAAACCUAAAAGCGCGCUUAUCACUGGCGUAACAAUCAAACCUAAGAGUGGGCUUAUCCCUGGCAUAACAAUCAAACCUAAGAGCGUGCUUAUCACUGGCAUAACAAUCAAACCUAAGAGCGUGCUUAUCACUCGCAUAACAAUCAAAACUAAGAGCGGGCUUAUCCCUGGCAUAACAAUCAAACCUAAAAACGCGCUUAUCACUGGCAUAACAAUCAAAGCUAAGAGCGCGCUUAUCACUGGCAUAACAAUCAAACCUAAGAGCGCGCUUAUCACUGGCAUAACAAUCAAACCUAAGAGCGUGCUUAUCACUGGCAUAACAAUCAAACCUAAGAGCGCGCUUAUCACUGGCAUAACAAUCAAACCUAAGAGCGCGCUUAUCACUGGCAUAACAAUCAAACCUAAGAGCGCGCUUAUCACUGGCAUAACAAUCAAACCUAAGAGCGUGCUUAUCACUGGCAUAACAAUCAAACCUAAGAGCGCGCUUAUCACUGGCAUAACAAUCAAACCUAAGAGCGUGCUUAUCACUGGCAUAACAAUCAAACCUAAGAGCGCGCUUAUCACUGGCAUAACAAUCAAACCUAAGACUUAUCAUCAUAACAAUCAAACCUAAGAGCGCGCUUAUCACUGGCAUAACAAUCAAACCUAAGAGCGCGCUUAUCACUGGCAUAACAAUCAAACCUAAGAGCGCGCUUAUCACUGGCAUAACAAUCAAAGCUAAGAGCGCGCUUAUCACUGGCAUAACAAUCAAACCUAAGAGCGCGCUUAUCACUGGCAUAACAAUCAAACCUAAGAGCGCGCUUAUCACUGGCAUAACAAUCAAAGCUAAGAGCGCGCUUAUCACUGGCAUAACAAUCAAAGCUAAGAGCGCGCUUAUCACUGGCGUAACAAUCAAACCUAAGAGCGCGCUUAUCACUGGCAUAACAAUCAAACCUAAGAGCGCGCUUAUCACUGGCAUAACAAUCAAACCUAAGAGCGCGCUUAUCACUGGCAUAACAAUCAAACCUAAGAGCGCGCUUAUCACUGGCAUAACAAUCAAACCUAAGAGCGCGCUUAUCACUGGCGUAACAAUCAAACCUAAGAGCGGGCUUAACCCUGGAGUAACAAUCAAAGCUAAGAGCGCACUUAUCACUGGCAUAACAAUCAAACCUAAGAGCGUGCUUAUCAUUGGCAUAACAAUCAAAGCAAAGAGCGCGCUUAUCACUGGCAUAACAAUCAAAGCUAAGAGCGCGUUUAUCACUGGCGUAGCAAUCAAACCUAAGAGCAGGCUAAUCUCUGGCAUAACGAUCAAACCUAAGCGCGUGCUUGUCACUAGCGUAACAAUCAAACCUAAAAGCGCGCUUAUCACUGGCGUAACAAUCAAACCUAAGAGCGUGCUGAUCACUGGCAUAACAAUCAAACCCAAGAGCGUGUCUUAUCACUCGCAUAACAAUCAAAACUAAGAGCGGUCUUUUCUCUGGCAUAACAAUCAAACCUAAGAGCGCUUUCACUGGCAUAACAAUCAAACCUAAAGCGUGCUUAUCACUGGCAUAACAAUCAAAUCCUAAGAGCGAGCGCUUAUCACUGGCAUAACAAUCAAAGCUAAGAGCGCGCUUAUCACUGGCAUAACAAUCAAACCUAAGAGCGUGCUUAUCACUGGCAUAACAAUCAAACCUAAGAGCGUGCUUAUCACUGGCAUAACAAUCAAUCAAACCUAAGGGCGACUUAUCACUGGCAUAACAAUCAAACCGCUUUCACUGGCAUAACAAUCAAAACCUAAGAGCGCGCUUAUCACUGCAAUAACAAUCAAAGCUAAGAGCGCGCUUAUCACUGGCAUAACAAUCAAACCUAAGAGCGCGCUUAUCACUGGCGUAACAAUCAAACCUAAGAGCGCGCUUAUCACUGGCAUAACAAUCAAACCUAAGAGCGCCCUUAUCACUGGCAUAACAAUCAAUCCUAAGAGCGCGCUUAUCACUGGCAUAACAAUCAAACCUAAGAGCGCACUUAUCACUGGCAUAACAAUCAAACUUAAGAGCGCACUUAUCACUGGCAUAACAAUCAAUCCUAAGAGCGCCCUUAUCACUGGCAUAACAAUCAAUCCUAAGAGCGUGCUUAUCACUGGCAUAACAAUCAAUCCUAAGAGCGCACUUAUCACUGGCGUAACAAUCAAUCCUAAGAGCGCACUUAUCACUGGCAUAACAAUCAAACCUAAGAGCGCCCUUAUCACUGGCAUAACAAUCAAUCCUAAGAGCGUGCUUAUCACUGGCAUAACAAUCAAACCUAAGAGCGCGCUUAUCACUGGCAUAAGAAUCAAACCUAACAGCGUGCUUAUCACUGGCAUAAGAAUCAAAGCUAGGAGCGUGCUUAUCACUGGCAUAACAAUCAAACCUAAGAGCGGUCUUAUCACUGGCUAACAAUCAAACCUAAAUCACUGGCAUAACAAUCAAAAUCCUAAGAGCGCACUUAUCACUUAUCACUGGCAUAACAAUCAAACUUAAGAGCGCGCUUAUCACUGGCAUAACAAUCAAUCCUAAGAGCGCCCUUAUCACUGGCAUAACAAUCAAUCCUAAGAGCGCACUUAUCACUGGCAUAACAAUCAAACCUAAGAGCGCACUUAUCACUGGCAUAACAAUCAAUCCUAAGAGCGCCCUUAUCACUGGCGUAACAAUCAAUCCUAAGAGCGCCCUUAUCACUGGCAUAACAAUCAAACCUAAGAGCGCACUUAUCACUGGCAUAACAAUCAAUCCUAAGAGCGCACUUAUCACUGGCAUAACAAUCAAACUUAAGAGCGCCCUUAUCACUGGCAUAACAAUCAAACCUAAGAGCGCCCUUAUCACUGGCAUAACAAUCAAACCUAAGAGCGCACUUAUCACUGGCAUAACAAUCAAACCUAAGAGCGCACUUAUCACUGGCAUAACAAUCAAACCUAAGAGCGCCCUUAUCACUGGCAUAACAAUCAAACCUAAGAGCGCGCUUAUCACUGGCGUAACAAUCAAACCUAAGAGCGCGCUUAUCACUGGCAUAACAAUCAAAACUAAGAGCGGACUUAUCUCUGGCAUAACAAUCAAACCUAAAAGAGUGCUUAUUACUGGCAUAACAAUCAAAGCUAAGAGCGCCCUUAUCACUGGCAUAACAAUCAAAGCUAAGAGCGCCCUUAUCACUGGCAUAACAAUCAAACCUAAGAGCGUGCUUAUCACUGGCAUAACAAUCAAACCUAAGAGCGCGCUUAUCACUGGCAUAACAAUCAAACCUAAGAGCGCGCUUAUCACUGGCAUAACAAUCAAACCUAAGAGCGUGCUUAUCACUGGCAUAACAAUCAAACCUAAGAGCGCGCUUAUCACUGGCAUAACAAUCAAAACUAAGAGCGCGCUUAUCACUGGCAUAACAAUCAAACCUAAGAGCGUGCUUAUCACUGGCAUAACAAUCAAACCUAAGAGCGCGCUUAUCACUGGCAUAACAAUCAAACCUAAGAGCGCGCUUAUCACUGGCAUAACAAUCAAACCUAAGAGCGUGCUUAUCACUGGCAUAACAAUCAAACCUAAGAGCGUGCUUAUCACUGGCAUAACAAUCAAACCUAAGAGCGCGCUUAUCACUGGCAUAACAAUCAAACCUAAGAGCGCGCUUAUCACUGGCAUAACAAUCAAACCUAAGAGCGCGCUUAUCACUGGCAUAACAAUCAAACCUAAGAGCGCGCUUAUCACUGGCAUAACAAUCAAACCUAAGAGCGCGCUUAUCACUGGCAUAACAAUCAAACCUAAGAGCGCGCUUAUCACUGGCAUAACAAUCAAACCUAAGAGCGCGCUUAUCACUUAUCACUGGGCUUAAUAACAAUCAAACCUAAGAGCGCGCUUAUCACUAACAAUCAAAACAAUCAAACCUAAAUGCUUAUCACUGGCAUAACAAUCAAACCUAAGAGCGCGCUUAUCACUGGCAUAACAAUCAAACCUAAGAGCGCGCUUAUCACUGGCAUAACAAUCAAACCUAAGAGCGCGCUUAUCACUGGCAUAACAAUCAAAGCUAAGAGCGCGCUUAUCACUGGCAUAACAAUCAAACCUAAGAGCGCGCUUAUCACUGGCAUAACAAUCAAACCUAAGAGCGCGCUUAUCACUGGCAUAACAAUCAAACCUAAGAGCGCGCUUAUCACUGGCAUAACAAUCAAACCUAAGAGCGCGCUUAUCACUGGCAUAACAAUCAAAACCUAAGAGCGCGCUUUAUCAUAACAAUGGCAUAACAAUGGCAUAAAACCUAAGAGCGCGCUUAUUAUCACUGGCAUAACAAUCAAACCUAAGAGCGCGCUUAUCACUGGCAUAACAAUCAAACCUAAGAGCGCGCUUAUCACUGGCAUAACAAUCAAACCUAAGCGCGCUUAUCACUGGCAUAACAAUCAAAACCUAAGAGCGCGCUUAUCACUGGCAUAACAAUCAAAACCUAAAGCGUGCUUAUCACUGGCAUAACAAUCAAACCUAAGAGCUGCUUAUCACUGGCAUAACAAUCAAAACCUAAGAGCGGACUUAUCACUGGCAUAACAAUCAAAACUAAAAGCGCGCUUAUCACUGGCAUAACAAUCAAACCUAAGAGCGCGCUUAUCUGGCUGGCAUAACAAUCAAAGCUAAGAGCGCGCUUAUCACUGGCAUAACAAUCAAAACUAAGAGCGGACUUAUCUCUGGCAUAACAAUCAAACCUAAAAGAGUGCUUAUUACUGGCAUAACAAUCAAAGCUAAGAGCGCCCUUAUCACUGGCAUAACAAUCAAAGCUAAGAGCGCCGUUAUCACUGGCAUAACAAUCAAAACUAAGAGCGGGCUUAUCUCUGGCAUAACAAUAGAACUUAAAAGAGUGCUUAUCCCUGGCAUAACAAUCAAAGCUAAGAGCGCGCUUAUCACUGGCAUAACAAUCAAACCUAAGAGCGUGCUUAUCACUGGCAUAACAAUCAAAAGUAAGAGCGCGCUUAUCACUGGCAUAACAAUCACAACGAAAAGCGUGCUUAUCACCGGCGUAACAAUCAAACCUAAGAGCGCGCUUAUCACUGGCAUAACAAUCAAAACUAAGAGCGCGCUUAUCACUGGCAUAACAAUCAAACCUAAGAGCGCGCUUAUCACUGGCAUAACAAUCAAAACUAAGAGCGUGCUUAUCACUGGCAUAACAAUCAAACCUAAGAGCGCGCUUAUCACUGGCAUAACAAUCAAACCUAAGAGCGUGCUUAUCACUGGCGUAACAAUCAAAACUAAGAGCGCACUUAUCACUGGCAUAACAAUCAAAACUAAGAGCCUGCUUAUCACUGGCAUAACAAUCAAAACUAAGAGCGUGUUUAUCACCGGCAUAUUAAUCAAAACUAAGAGCGUUCUUAUCACUGGCGUAACAAUCAAAACUAAGAGCGCACUUAUUAUCACUGGCAUAACAAUCAAAACUAAGAGCGUGCUUAUCACUGGCAUAACAAUCAAAACUAAAAGCGUGCUUAUCACCGGCGUAACAAUCAAAACUAAGAGCGCACUUAUCACUGGCAUAACAAUCAAAACUAAGAGCGUGCUUAUCACCGGCGUAACAAUCAAAACUAAGAGCGCACUUAUCACUGCCAUAACAAUCAAAACUAAGAGCCUGCUUAUCACUGGCAUAACAAUCAAAACUAAGAGCGUGUUUAUCACCGGCAUAUCAAUCAAAAUGCUUAAAACUAAGUAGCAAUCAAAACUUAUCACUGGCAUAACAAUCAAAACUAAGAGCGUACUUAUCACUGACAUGACAAUCAAAACUAAGAGCGUUCUUAUCACCGGCGUAACAAUCAAAACUAAGAGCGCACUUAUCACAGCCAUAACAAUAAAAACUAACAGCGUGCUUAUCACUGGCAUAACAAUCAAAACUAAGAGCGUGCUUAUCACCGGCAUAACAAUCAAAACUAAGAGGGCGCUUAUCACUGGCGUAACAAUUAAAACUAAGAGCCUUCAUAUCUCGCGCGUAACAAUUAAAACUAAGAUCGCGUUGAUCACCUGCGUAACAAUGAAAACUAAGAGGGCACUUAUCACCGGCGUAACAAUCAAAACUAAGAGCGCGCUUAUCACCGGCGGAACAAUCAAAAAAGUUAAUCAUAACAAAAAAAAUUUGUGCUUAUCACUGGCUAUUUUAACAAUCAAAACAAAAUUAAAUUUUGUUUUGCUUAAUUAACAAAAAAAAAUAACAUUUUUUUAAAUCAAAACUAAGAGCGUGCGUUAUCACUGGCUUAGGCAACAAUCAAACUAAGAGCGCGUCUUAUCAAACUGGCAAUUAACAAUCAGGGCAGUUGAGCGCCAAUCACUGGAAUUUUGUUAACAAUGAAAACUAAUAUCGCCUUUAUCACUGGCGUAACAAUUAAAACUAAGAGCCUGCUUAUCUUGCGCCUAACAAUCAAAACUAAGAGCGCGCGUAUUACUGGCGUAAGAAUCAAAACUAAGUUUGCGCUUGAACGCACUUAACAAUCUGGCAUAACAAUCAAAACUAAGAGCGCCCUUAUCACUCGCGUUAUUUCUAAAACUAAGAGCGCGCUCAUCACUCGCGUACCAAUCAAAACUAAGAGCGUGCUUAUCACUGGCGUAACAAUUAAAAGUAAGAGCCUGCUUAUCUGGCGCGUAACAAUCAAAACUAAGAGCGCGCUUCUCACUGGCGUAACAAUUAAAACUGAGAUCGCGCUUAUGACUGGCAUAACAAUCAAAACUAAGUGCCCGCUUGUCACUGGUGUAACAAUCAAAGCUAACAGCGUCCUUAUCACGGGCGUAAGAAUUAAAACUAAGAGCGUGGAUAUCACCGGGGUAACAAUCAAAACUAAGAGCGCGCUUAUCACCGGCGUAACAAUCAAAACUGAGAGCGGGCUUUUUACUUCCAAAACAAGCAAAACUAAGUGCCUGCUUGUCACUGGCGUAACAAUCAAAGCUAAGAGCGUGCUUUUCACUGGCGUAACAAUCAAAACUAAGGGCGCGCUUAUCGCUUGCAUAACAAUCAAAACGAAGAUCGUGCUUAUCACUGCCGUAACAAUCAAAACUAAGAGCGCGCCUAUCACUGGCUUAACAAUCAAAGCUAAGAGGGCGCUUGUCACUGGCGUAACGAUCAAAACUAAGAGCGUGCUUAUCACUUGCAUAACAAUCAAAACUACGAGCGCGCUUUUCGCUGGCAUAACAAUCAAAACUAAAGGUGUUGUUACACGAGGCAAUUCGCAAGGACGAUUUUUAGCACAACACGGCGCUGCAACGUUGGAACAUUUUUGAGACCAUUCGAAACAACGUCGCAACAAUGUUGCAACGCUGUGUUGCGCUAAAAAUCGUCGUUACGAAUCGUCUCAUGUAACCUCACCUUAAGAACGCACUUAUUACUGGCAUAACAAUCAAAGCUAAGAGCGCGCUUAUCACUGGUAUAACAAUCAAAACCAAGAGCGUGUUUAUCACACGCGUAGCAAUCAGCGAGGUUAUCGUUGGCAUAACAAUCAAAUCUAAUAGGGUGCUUAUCACGGGCGUAACAAUUAAAACUAAGAUCGUGCUUAUCACUGGCAUAACAAUCAAAACUAAGGGCCCGCUUGUCACUGGCGUAAAAAUUAAACCUAAGAGCGCUCUUAUCACUGGCAUAACAAUCAAAACUAAGAACGCCCUUUUCACUGGCAUAACAAUUAAAACUGAGAGCGCGAUUAUCACUGGCAUAACAGUCUGAAGCUAACAGCGUUCUUAUGACUAGCAUAACAAUGAAAACUAAGACUGCGCUUAUCACUGGCAUAAGAAUCAAAACUAAGAGCGCGCUUGUUACAGGCGUAAACAAUCAAAACUAAGAGCGCGCUUAUGGUUGUUGUUGUUUUUUUUGUUUUAUAUAUAUUGCUACGGCAGUUGUAAGCGCAGUCUUUUCUUUCUGUAUUGACUAUUACGCUAACGAUAAGAGCAAUUUUUUUCGAUCGUUACCUCUGCGGUAAUUGCGCUCUUUGUUUUCUGUUUGGUUGUUGGUUACUUUUGGGCAAGACCCUCUUUGUUUUCUGGUUUGCUUGUUACUGUAGUGGCAAGAUCACUCUUUGUUUUCUGGUUUGCUUUUUACUCUAGUAGCAAGCUCGCUCUUUGUAUCUGGUUGGAUUGUUACUGUAGUGGCAAGCUCGCUCUUUGUUUUCUGGUUGGAUUUUUGCGUUUAGGCCACUGCUCGCAUAGGCGCUUGGCAUAGACGCAUCAUGUUGUUCUGGUUUGAAGACUACGUUAGUGGUCUACGCGUUCUGUUUUUUUCGGUGUUAGGAAUAUUUUGACUGGUUUGAAAUUUCAGCAGUGUUAAAUUGUCACCGUUGAUGACAAGCGCGCUCUUUAAAGUGUUCACUUAAGUGUUAAGUUGCUAAAGAGUGCUCACUAUAUUUUGUGGGUUUGUUUUGUGUCUUGCUUGAUAGAUACUUUUGGUAAAGAGUGUGCUCUUUGUUUAUCAGUCUUUGGCUUUGUUUGUUGUAGUUGUUGUUGUAGUUGUCAUUGUUACGUAAAUGACAACAAUUUUUUUGUUUUUGUGUUUUGCUACCGUAGAUGUGAGCAAUGGAAACUUAAAAGUAACUAAAUUGAAAAUUGAAAAAAAAGAGAUUAGGGCCAUUUAUAAGAGGAAAAAUAAGACGCGUCUUAAAUAAGACGCGAACUGUACCAUUUAUACGAGCAUGUCUUAUCUAAUAAGACGCGUCUUAGCUAAGACGCGUCUUAGCUAAGCCGCGUCUUAUUUUAGACGAAAUGUGCCGUUUAUACGGAAAGUUCGCGUCUUAUUUAAGACGCGUCUUAUUUUUCCUCGUAUAAAUGGCCCUAUUGUUCUUUUUGUGGGGGGGUAUUGUUGACUCGAGACGAGUGAAGGUGAAAAUUAGGGAAUCUUCGUUCGAUCAAAAGCAGCAAAGUUGUUUAAGUAUAACCCGAUGAUUAUAGAAAUUAACUAUAAUUUCUUUAACUGCUUUUAUUAUCAGCAGCACUGGGAAAGCUUGGUGGAGGCGCGAGUUUGUCAAGGAAUAUUUGCCAUUUGUCGUCAGUAACAGUUCGUUAUCAGAACUGGAAGCUCUCCUGGAAAAAUACAGAGUUUACAGGGUGAGGUUUUUUUUGCCUUGUAGUGUUGAUGUUAUUUCAAUAUCCCUACAGACAAUGGCAAGUACGAAAUACCGUCAUACAGAGAACUAUGCAUGCUGUGAUUGUUUUAAAAUGCAACAGUGACAUUCUUUUUACCUUUUUUUCUUUCAUUUCUUUGCUCUCGAAGGGCUAAAAUGAGCAAAACCAACUUUAACCUGCCGUAUUCAAGACAAUAAAAACAGCUUUUAUUUCGUAAAGGCUAGGGUACUAAAUUCAUGUAAGCCGUAUUUAUUCUGCUUUUGUUAGCGAAACUUCGCGCCGGAGGUAACGUGGGGCUUUCUUCAUCCACUCAUCCAAGACUUAAGAGAGGGACACAGACGCGUAGCACCGACCACUCUGAUCAAUGUCUUGCUCUUUACAGUAGUCACGUGUCUUGUUUUCAAGGCUUGGUGGAGGAAGACGGGUAAAACGUUUUGGUAAGACUUUUUCCUACUAACACAACUGUUUGCUUUGCAAGAAUACUCUUUCACGCAAACCCGACAUCAAAAUUUUAUCUUCCUUUUUUUUUUUUUUUUUUCCACGAGUAUCUUAUAAAAUCAGCGUAAGAUGAGGUCAACAGAGGCUUGGCUCAAGAUGGCGUUUAAAAUUAGCUCCGUCCCUUUUAAAGUUUUGGUCUAAGUUAUUCCCGUUUCAGGUUUGAUACAAGUUUUCCUUUGUUCAGUCAUUAUACCUACUUCACGAAAGCAGUGCUUAUACCCCUGCCUCCACGAAGCUAAUGUUUUUCGUUUUUGUUUUUACUUUAGCUCCUUUGCUUUGGUUAGAGCUCAGAACCAAAGUGAGCCGCCGGUGAAAGCCGCUGAUUUACCGAAACAAACAGAUAAGGAAAAUCACGUGACAAGAGUCGCAUGGACUUGUGGGAAAUGUCUUGAUUGCUCUAGUCUCGUGCAAAAAUUCCGUACGAUUCACAGAAGUAUACGAAAGAGAAUAGCACUUUGGUGUGAGGUUAUAAAUAGUAAAUUCCAAGAAAUUUUACAAAGAUGUAAAACACUGUGGAAGAACAAGUGGCCUUCAGGCAAGGUAUACGAUGGUUGA
Molecule: messenger RNA, 27092 nt
Organism: Porites lobata
Lineage: Eukaryota; Metazoa; Cnidaria; Anthozoa; Scleractinia; Poritidae
Source: the annotation of a GenBank genome assembly